Myotis daubentonii (Daubenton's bat) is the source of this 5610-nucleotide messenger RNA. It is a transcript of the gene TINF2, whose product is annotated as TERF1 interacting nuclear factor 2. The record is from RefSeq and is a predicted model, not a curated record. Gene Ontology annotation, molecular function: telomeric repeat DNA binding. Gene Ontology annotation, cellular component: shelterin complex. Lineage: Eukaryota; Metazoa; Chordata; Mammalia; Chiroptera; Vespertilionidae. Gene Ontology annotation, biological process: telomere capping; regulation of telomere maintenance via telomere lengthening.
CAUUACCGCCCUUUUCCGGGGCGAGAGAAACCGGUCGCUGGGCCGGAAGCGCGGCAGCCCUCGGGUUCGAGACAACGGCGCCGUUUAAGGCAGAGCGAGCGCCCUGGAACCAUUGGGGCCGCUAGAUUCUUCAGCCCGGCUCCCGCCCAAAUUGGAGAAAACCUACAAAAUUCUGGCGGCCUGUGGGAGGGCGCUGAGUCGGACGGCGAAGCGCACGGCGCCCCCGACACCGCGGAGCGCCUGGGGCGCCGGAAGCCCGCCCCUGGGCGGAGUCAGAGGCCUUUGGGGAAGGACCUCAGCCCGGCCCCCAGCCGAGCGCGCCGGCCAUGGCCGAGCCCCCGGGGGCCGGCGCCGCGGCCCUGCGCGUAGCUGCCGCUGCCAACUGGCUGGUCGUGCGCCGACGCCGCGUGGAACAUUUCCCACGAGUGUUGGAGUUCCUGCGGUGUCUGCGCGCCGCAGCUCCUGGCUUGGUUCGCUACCGCCACCACGAGCGCCUGUGUAUGGGCCUGAAGGCCAAGGUGGUGGUGGACCUGAUCCUCCAGGGCCGGCCUUGGGCCCAGGUUCUGAAUGUCCUGCAUCACCACUUUCCAGAGUCUGGACCUGUAGUGCGGGACCCCAAAGCUACAGAGCAGGAUCUGAGGAAGAUCUCGGAGGCACGGGAAGCCUUCUGCCAGCAGGUGAAGUUGCUGGCAGAGGCCCCUGUGGAUUUGGCUUGGAAGUUGCAGGAACUUGAACAAGAGUACGGGGAACCCUUUCUGGCUGCUAUGGAAAAGCUGUUUUUUGAAUACUUGUGUCGGCUGGAGAAAGCACUGCCUACCCCACAGACACAGCAGCUUCAGGAUGUGCUGAGUUGGAUGCAGCCUGGAAUUUCUAUCACUUCUUCUUUUGCUUUGAGCCAAUAUAGUGUGGACAUGGGGUGGCCACUUCCAGAGUGCUCUGUUACUAAUUCAGUGAACAUGUCAGAGCCCACGGAGCCCAGUCCUCCUCAGCAACCAAGACCAGCACUCCAUCAGCCUGUGCCAAAAGCCAAGCCUGGCCCACACCUUCCUCACGGAGCAGCGUCAAGAAAGCACCCAGAACCUUUGGCUGGCCACCACUUCAAUCUGGCCCCUCUAGGCCAGCGAAGAACCCAGUCCCAGUGGGCAUCCAGUAGGGGAGGUCAUAAGGAGCGCCCCACAGUCAUGCUAUUCCCCUUUAGGAAUCUGGGUUCACCAACCCAGGUCAUAUCUAAACCUGAGAACAGGAGAGAACAAGGGACACACAUGGCAGUUCCAGCAGGUGACGUCAGCACGAGAACAGCCUCCACUGGAAAGUCUAGGAGUCCACCCCAGACCCUGGGCGGAGGGACUGUGAAGGAGAACCCAGUUGACUUGUCAGCCUCGGAGCAAAAGGAGGAUUGCUGGGACUGCCCCAUGGAGCCCCUGAGACUGUCAUUAUCACCUCCUAGGGCCAGGAAGCCAGUGUGUCCCCCAUCUCUGUGCAGCCCUGUCAUUACCAUAGGGGACUUGGUUUUGGACUCUGAUGAGGAAGAGAAUGGCCAGAGGGGAGGAAUGGAUCCUCCUACGGUGCCCUCCCAGUGUCCUUACCGAAAGCCUUGGCCACAUCCCCAGGAGAGCUGCAGCCUCCGUCCUGCAAAGUAAGAAGCAACGUGAAGAAACAGCAUGGAUUUCCCAAGCCCUCUCAGCAGUGUCCCAACAGUCCACCUCAAGGCUGACUGGAACCCAGGAGUCCUGAUCCACCUCUAUCAGAGCUUCUACACCCAGUAGAAAACCCAGAUGUUUGGCAGCCUCAUGCCCUGCUCUCCCCUUGGACCUUACUGAAAUGAUGUGGCCUUUGAGGCCAUGAGCAGCAUCUGCACACUCCAUCACUGCACUAAGCUGUGGGUACCCGACUCCAGUUUUCUUCCGGGUGGUACACACAGAGCCUGAGAAGAAUGACAAGGAUGAGAGAGAAGUGCUCCAUAGCUCUGUGCCACUGAAAAGAGCCAAUGUCCCCCAGUAAGCCAGCUUACCUGGUCCAAUUCCCACUUUGAUGAUGUCAGCACCAGAGAGGAUCAGCUCUUCCACCAUCUCUCCUGUUACCACAUUCCCUGCCUAAGACAGAGCAAUCAAAACAGCAUUCUUAGGGUCAGAAAUGAAGUUGUGUGCUCAUAUGUAGCAGGCCUGGACCAGGUCCUUCCAACAUUAUUACAAAGGGUACUGGCUUCCCUCUGCUGGGCCCUCUGAGAGCUUUUAGAUCAGCCACUUCAAAGGGUCCUGCUUCCCCGGGUGAGGUAAGGGGGUUAGUCACCAGUGUCACUGUUGCAUUAGGGUAAAGCUGGGAUCCAACUGGACCAAGAUGAAUUCUGAUUUACCAGAGACCCAAAAAUGUCCUGCCUUUAAGCUGUUAAGUGAUAAACCCUCUCUGGCUUAGGGGAAAAGGGAAGACAUGAUGUAGGCUAUAUACCCAUCUACAUAGCUGUAUUUGCUUCUUUUGUUUUUUUGUUUUGUGUAUAUGCUUCUGAUGAACAGAAAAGAGAGCUCCCUCAAUGCUGUGAAGAAAAUGAGGUCUUGUAGUCAUUCCCCUAAGCUUGUAAAAAAAUACAUGUGAUCUCUUUAAUAGGACUGUAGUAUGUUCAUUUCAGUAGGCAGGUAGACAUAUAUCACAGGUAUGUACAAUGCAUAAGCACAUCAUGAUUUGGUGAGUAACAUCAGGAACACUGGAUUUACAAAGACAAUGUAUCAAGAGUCGGAGAUUGCAAUGACCAAUAAGCAUUUUAAGCAUGGCACCUUGGAUAAUCACCGAGUGACAUGAUUAAGCAGACGAGGAAAAUCAAAAUGCAGCAGAGGAGAAAUGCACUGAUGUAACAAAAAGGAGUGGCACAAAAGGGAAAGAAGGAGAGGAACGUACCAUCUACAGGGUAAUAGAAACAUACCAUGAUGGUGUGGCCAGGGAAGCGUUUCCGCACAUCCUUCACAAAUUCAACGAAGUGUUCAGAGUAGCCAUUUGCCACGUCCAGGCAUAUAUAUUUCACCUGAGGAAUACCUUCCAGGAUCUGUUCUAGCUGCUCAAAGUCAGAAGAGCCUGUGCCUGAGCUGGCAGCCAGAUGCUGUGGGAGAAGCAGGGGCAUUGGCAUGGGAGGCAUUAGACAGCUGUGGCAUGUUUGGAAAAACCUGAUGAGCAGUCUAAGAGUUGAUCCCCAGGAAGCCAAGAAAAAAACUGUGGGAAAAUGGGAUAAGAAGGGAUCACGGGAGGGCCAGUAUUACCUCAAGACAGUCAGGAUUCUGGCUGGCAAACUCUUUCCACUGCUCCAGGCUGUAGUGUUUGUGGACAGCAGUGAAGAGGGAGAACUGAGGAGAAGAAAGAGCCAUCAAAAAGGAGAGAACUUUAUUAGGAUUUCUUUUUCUAGAAGUAGACCUUUAUACUAUUCUAUACUAUUCUAUACUAUUCUAUCUGAGGGAGAAAAGGACUGAGGUCUGGAAAGAGAAACUUAAAGAACUCAAGGGUUGAGGUGAGAUUUUUGUUCAACCAUUUGUCUCCCUACAAAUCUCAGUAGGACUUCUUACCAUAGCUAGUACUGUCAAACACUUCCACCAAAGUACUAAGUUACCUGGUUUGGAUUUCACUUGCCAGCACAUACAGUGCUUCUGACUUAAAAGGUGACGGAUAAAAAAAAAAAAAAAAGGUGACAGGACAAGCUGUUGGUGCAAGAGGACAAGGAAUAGACAAGAACCAUGAAGACGCCAGACAGAGCCAGUGUCUGCCUAAUCUCUGGUCAGUUUACCCACAGCAAUUCAGUGAGUCAAAAUGCUCACAAAAGUUGCCCUGGCUGGGUGGCUCAGUUGGUUAGAGCAUCGUCUCAUGUGCAGGAAGGUUGGGGGUUCAAUUCCCAGUUGGGGCAUAUACCUGGGUUGCAGGUUCAAUCCCCUGGUCAGCGCAUACCUAGGAGGCAACCAAUCAACCAAUUGAUGUGUCUCCCUUACAUCGAUGUUUCUCUCUCCUUCUCUCUCCUUCCCUCUCCCUCUCUCCCUCCCUCUAAAAUACAUAUAUAUAUCUAUAUCUAUAAUACUAAAUGCUCACAAAAGGUAAGGCCUUAAGUUUAAUGGAGCCAAUUAGAUGCUACCCCAUCCUUUCUCCAUCUCCACUGGAGUAAAGGACAAAUUUUCUUGAGACAUGGACCAACCUGAAAAGUUUAUUUCAUUUGAUCUAUUUCAGUCAACCAAGUUCAAGGACAUAAUGACUCACUGGACUUGUAUUUUCUAGCUCAACAAAUUGCAAACAGAAUAUCCCAGUACUUUGAGAAAGGCAUUCAAAAGCCACUGUGAAUGCUGGUGUUUGUGCUUUAAAAGUGCAGGCAUGCAAACAAAUUAGCAGUUAACUGAGACAGCACAAGUCUUGCAACUGGCAAGAAAUCCAAGGAAGUUAUGCAUCAGCCAGCAGUAAGGAAGUGUUACUGUUAUACUCAAUCAAAGAUCACCACCAACACUACCUAGCUGGUAUUGAAUUCUCAGCAACACUCUGCCAUCAACGUGCUGACAAAGGAAAAUCACUCUAGGAGGUCAGCAGACCUUAGAGAUAUGCUGGCAUAGUGUCACAUGAUAAGCACAUCCAAUUACAUACCAAACUAAAGAUCUAAAAAAGAUGCAUGCUUGCAUCCAACCUUUUAAUUAUUACUGUGAGACUUGACUCUAUCUCUAAAAUCUGAUUUCUUUAGCACUCAGUAGUAUUUAAAAGCCAGUCUCAACACAAAACAUUAAAAUAAUGCCCACAAGUUCCAUGUGUUACAGCAUGUCUAUUAAUACUGCAGUCAGAUUCACCAUUCCUCAACUCAACAGGGCAACAGCAGGAUUCCUAAAUAGUUAGUGCACAGCAACAGCAAUACAGUACUAAAACAAUAACUACCAACCUCGGAGAAACGACAGCAGACAUUCCACAGAGACUCAGAAGUAAAGAAAGGGAGAUGAAGUCCUGAAGGUUAAGAGCCUCAAGCAGCAACAGAAUCCCAUCAACCAGGGCUACGUGGAUUAACCAGAAGAGUGCAUGUUCUCAAGAGUACCCAAAGUAACUACCUUCUCAACUACAAAUAUAGAAGCAGGUAAUAUUACUGACAAGAGUAGCAUCUUCUACUUUGAAAGUGAACAAUAACUGCCGAAACCGGUUUGGCUCAGUGGAUAGAGCGUUGGCCUGCGGACUGAAAGGUCCCAGGUUCAAUUCCGGUCAAGGGCAUGUACCUGGGUUGCGGGCAUAUCCCCAGUAGGAGAUGUGCAGGAGGCAGCUGAUCGAUGUUUCUCUCUCAUCAAUGUUUCUAACUCUCUAUCUCUCUCCCUUCCUCUCUGUAAAAAAUCAAUAAAAUAUAUUUAAAAAAAAAACACAAAAAGAAAAAGAAAGAGAACAAUAGCCUGAAUAUAAGAAAAACAGCCCUACCCGGUUUGGCUCAGUGGAUAGAGUGUCAGCCUGCAGACUGAAAGGUCCCAGGUUCGAUUCCAGCCAAGGGCAUAUACCUUGGUUGCGAGCACAUCCCCAGUAGGAGGUGUGCAGGAGACAGCUGAUCGAUGUUUCUCUCCCACCGAUGUUUCUAACUCUCUAUCCCUCUCCCUUCCUCUCUGUAAAAAAAUCAAUAAAAUAUAUCUA